This is a messenger RNA of Nicotiana tabacum (common tobacco), 1902 nucleotides long. The record is from RefSeq and is a predicted model, not a curated record. NCBI's taxonomy places the organism in Eukaryota, Viridiplantae, Streptophyta, Magnoliopsida, Solanales, Solanaceae.
AUGUCAGAGACUGAUUCGUCAAUGUCGGAGAUGGCAGCAAUUGACCACAAUCAUCCGCUAUAUAUUAGACUUUCUGAUACUCCUAGCUUAGUCGUGGUACCUGUGAAGCUCACAGGCUCGGAGAAUUACGGGCUAUGGAGUAGGUUGAUGAGGAUUGCACUUAUGGAGAAGAAGAAAUUAGGUUUUGUCACUGGUGGAGUCAUGUAUGCAUCUGAUGCACACCUCGUGUGGGAAUAUUUACGAGAAAGGUUCAAUAAGGAGUUAUGGCAUGAGUAUGAUGUUUUGGUUCCAUUUCCUAAUUGCUGUGAGAAAUCAAAAGAUCAUGCAGAAAAUUUGCAUCAACAAAGAGUUAUGCAAUUCUUGUCUGGUUUGAAUGAGUCAUAUGAUCAAGCUAGAAGAGCCAUUAGCUAUGCAAGCAGGAAGACGAAGAGGAAGGAGACAAUAUCUUCAAAUGGUUGGAAUGGCACCAAUACUGGUAAACCUGGAUGGAAUAAUCCUAAUGCUGGCAAGCAUGGUGGCAAUGGUGUUGGUAAACCAGGUGGUUGGAGAAGAGAACCUAUGGCUAUGAUCAACAAUGCAGAUGUAAGUACAUCUUCUGUGCAGGAUAUGGGAGAUAGUUCAUCUGGAGCUGCUGAGCACAAGGGAUAUCAUUACUUCACCAAAGACCAAUACAAUCAAAUUUUGAGUCUCUUGAACAAGGAAUCUGGGGAGAAUCAGUCAAAUAUGGUAGGUACAGGUGAGGUUAAGUGUUUGAUGAGCAGCUUUACACAGAAAUCACAGGAGAAGGAAUGGGUUGUAGAUUUAGGUGCUACCCAUCACAUCACUUCUGAUUUAGAAUUACUAACAUAUAUUAAGUGUAAAAGGAAAACUGAUAGAUAUAGGGUGCAUCUUCCAACUGGAGAACAGGUUGAUAUUACUCAUAUUGGUAGUACAAUCUUAUUAGAUAAGAGAAAGAUUAAAGAUGUGCUUUAUGUUCCCAAUUUCAAGUUUAAUUUUCUCUCAGUAGCAAAGCUAACAAAGGAGCUGAAAUUUAAUGCCAAUUUCUUUCUUGAUUUGUGUGUGUUUCAGGAUCUUUGGAAUGGCAAGGUGAAGGGGAUAGGUAAAGAAAGAGGAGGAUUAUAUGUGCUUAGAGGACCGGCUAGCAGAAUAAAGGCACUUAAUUCUAUAAGCAGGGCAAGCAAAGAUUCAGAGCUAUUAACAGGUCUUGGUAUAAUUCACCAAAGCAGCUGCCCUUAUACUCCACAGCAGAAUGGUAUAGUGGAAAGAAGGAACAGAUAUAUACUUGACACUGCAAAAGCCUUGAAAUUUCAAGGAGUAAUUCCAAUCAGAUACUGGGGAAUGUGUGUUAAAACAACCGUAUACCUGAUUAAUAGGUUACCAUCAAGUGUUCUAGGGGGCAAAACUCCAUAUGAGUUGUUAUAUCACAAGAAGGCUAAUAUUGCACAUUUGAGAGUUAUGGGUUGUUUAUGUUAUGCAACAAAUUUGGUCAAGACGGACAAAGAUAUUAUAUUCAAAGAAUCAGAGUUUCUAUUUGCUAAGAAAGAUGGAAGCACUUCAUUGGAUGCACAGGAAUAUAUAGAGCAAGGAGCACUGCAGUUCUCACCUCUGCACACACAGCCAGGCAGCAGCAUAUAUGAUAGAAAUGUAUCAACCUCAACAGCAGAAGAUAUGGGUGUGCAAGACAAUAGACAUAAUGAUCUGCAGGAAAACCUACCAGCCCUACAGGAGACAAAUACUGAUGGUAUGCAGGAAGUUUCUCAAAAUGUGGAGGAUAUGUGCAUUGUUCAUGCAGGUCAAGGCUUCAAGAGGAAGCCAGAAAGUGGAAGGCCUAAUAUGACUGGGCUUCACAUGAAAGCCCAUCUGGACAUCAUUCAUCUUUGCAGUAUUUUGCUUAGUGGUUAA